GCCCUCCAGGGGGCCAGAGUCCGGCUUGACUCAUCCUCCACCUCACUGGGGCUGAGGUCCCAGCUCUGUAACAGUAAACAUCAUUUCAGCCCAGCACAGCGGAGAACAACCCAGCACAGAAUUCUUCUGCUCUUUCCCUACACCAUGGAGUACCUUUCUGCCCUGAACCCCAGCAGCCUGGUCAGAUCAGUAUCCAAUAUGAGCUCUGAGUUUGGCCGUAGGAUCUGGACUUCACCUCCACCGCCCCAGCGACCUUUCCGCGUCUGUGAUCACAAACGGACCGCGCGGAAAGGUCUGACAGCUGCCACUCGCCAGGAACUGCUAGACAAGGCACUGGAGACCCUGCUGCUGAGCGGAGUGCUAACCCUGGUGCUAGAGGAGGAUGGGACUGCCGUGGAGAGCGAAGACUUCUUCCAGCUGUUGGAGGAUGACACAUGCCUGAUGGUGUUGGAGUCUGGGCAGAGCUGGAGUUCCAGCAGGAGUGGGAUGCUGUCCUAUGGCCUGGGCCGGGAGAAGCCCAAGCACAGCAAGGACAUCGCCCGCAUCACCUUUGACGUGUACAAGCAAAACCCUCGAGACCUCUUUGGGAGCCUGAACGUCAAAGCCACAUUCUAUGGGCUCUACUCCAUGAGUUGUGACAUUCAAGGACUCGGCCCAAAGAAAAUACUCAGGGAGUUCCUCCGAUGGACCUCCACACUGCUGCAAGGCCUGGGCCAUAUGCUGCUGGGAAUUUCCUCUACCCUUCGCCAUGUAGUGGAAGGGGCUACACAGUGGCAGCAGCAGGGUCACCUUCAUCCCUACUGAGAAGGGGCUCGGAGCUUCUGCCCCUAGAGAUGGCUGUAGGGACUGUGACGACAUCCCGUUUAGGGACCCGCAGAUAGUGCAGACUAGAUAACUCACCUGGUUUUCCCACUGCCCUCUGACCCCAUCAGCAUAGUGCCUUACACCCCUAGCCUAUACCCAUUCCUGAAGAAUGCUGUCCCUUCUUAGCCAUCUUUUCAGCCUCCCACCUACCCUGAAAGCCACAACCUUGCCCCAGGCAUCUUGACAGCACUCUGAUUGCUGCUGCCUCUAGAGUUCUGACAACUCCUCCUCUCCCUGAGCUCCCCAGCGCGCUGAAGACAGCCCUCUUAAACUUUACCUUGAGAUCUCUAUUUCUCCAUACCCUUCCCCCCCAAGAAUAACAAAGACAUUUCCAAUACAAAUAUAAAAAUGUUUACCAAUAA
This is a messenger RNA of Myotis brandtii (Brandt's bat), 1226 nucleotides long. RefSeq names its product cell death-inducing DFFA-like effector b (gene CIDEB). Gene Ontology annotation, biological process: regulation of apoptotic process; apoptotic process. Lineage: Eukaryota; Metazoa; Chordata; Mammalia; Chiroptera; Vespertilionidae. The coding region runs from base 145 to 804 and encodes 219 amino acids. The record is from RefSeq and is a predicted model, not a curated record. The transcript is spliced from 5 exons.